CAAAUCCAAAUGCCACCCAAAAAUUUAAAAUAUACCAGCAAAGUAGCAAACACCAUCAAUCGGAGAUCACACCAGAAAACAAGAGGGAGAUCGAGAGAGACUGAGCAGCGCGCAAAUUAACGCCGUGGGAAGGAAGAAAACGCAGAGAGGCCGGCGUAAAAACUCUCUCGACUUUCCUCCUUCCCCAUUUCUGAAACCCAACAAAAUCCGUAUUUUUUGUUCACUUUCGAAUUGCCGUUACUGUGAAAAUAGGGGGGAAUUCCAUGAUUUUCCUAAUUGAUCAUCUUUUUUGAUGCGCCGACCUAAUGCCCAAUCUCCAAAGCACAAUUCCGAGCUAAAAUCCGACCCAGAUCCUCAAAUGGAGCCACUUUCCAUCAAAUCGUUCAAUUUUAAGCAAAACCCUAGUUCUAGAUCCAAUUCCUUUUCUAGAACUCCCAAAAACCAACCCAAAUCCAUUUGGCUUACUGUUUUUCUCUUUUUUAUUGCGUUUUUAAUUGUUUUUUACUCAUUGUUUGUCUUUUUCCGACAUAAAACCCCGGUUAAUGGCCGGAAAUUUGGGAUGAUUAUUGAUGGAGGGAGUACUGGCUCACGCGUUCAUGUAUUUGAGUAUAAUGUUGAAGGUGGGGUGCCCAGGUUUGAUUUCGGGCCGAAUGGGCAUUCCUCGAUGAGAGUUAGUCCUGGUUUAUCGUCAUUUAAGGAGGUUCCCGAUCGAGCUGGUGAGUCAUUGGUGGAGCUGGUGGAAUUUGGGAAGAGGAUUGUGCCCAGGGAGUUCUGGGGAGAUACUGAGGUUAGGUUAAUGGCCACUGCUGGGCUUCGGUUGCUUGAUUUGAACGUUCAGGAUCGCAUUCUGGAGUCUUGCCGGAGACUUAUGAGGUCGUCAGGUUUGAAGUUUCGUGAUGAUUGGGCUUCGGUGAUUACAGGCUCAGAUGAAGGUUUGUAUGCUUGGGUUGUGGCUAAUUAUGCACUUGGUACUCUUGGAGGUGAUCCUCACUUAACUGCUGGCAUCAUUGAGCUUGGUGGGGCUUCUGCUCAGGUCACUUUUGUCUCAAGAGAGUCGGUGCCUCCUGAGUUCUCCCGGUCACUUAAAUAUGGGAAUGUUACUUACCAUCUCUACAGCAACAGCUUGCUUCACUUUGGUCAGAAUGUAGCCUUUGAUUCACUGAAGGUUUCACUUGUUUCAAGCGAUGUAACAUUGGCUACUGGAUCUCCUGACAAGGAACCAACCGUAGACCCUUGCACUCCCAAGGGAUAUGCUCAGAGCACCAAUUCUCCGGAUCCUUCGGUCACACAUUACUUAUCCAAUUUCCGCGCUGCUGGAAACUUCUCAGCGUGCAGAGCUGCUGCCUUGAAGCUGUUACAAAGAGGCAAAGAGGGUUGUGCGUACCACCAUUGCAGUUUGGGAGCCACAUUCAUUCCUAAGUUGCAGGGAAGAUUCUUGGCUACCGAGAAUUUCUUCCACACGUCACAGUUUUUUGGCUUGGCUCCAAAGGCAGUUCUCUCUGAUCUGAUGGAGGCUGGUCAAGAAUUUUGCAAGGAGAACUGGUCAAGUAUUCGAAAGAAAUACUCUUCACUUGCAGAGGAAGACCUCGCACAUUAUUGCUUUUCUUCUGCCUAUAUUGUGGCCCUUUUACAUGAUAGCCUUGAUAUUGCCUUUGAUGACACCAGCAUCGGAUAUACCAAUCAGGUGGAGAAUAUUCCUCUGGAUUGGGCAUUAGGUGCUUUCAUAUUACAGACAACAGGUGCAAUCAACGGAGCUAACAGUGGAUGGAUUGCUUCUCUAAUUAGUGACAACUUCCCUAAUGCUUUCAUCAUCAUGGGUGCUGCACUCUUGUUAAGCAUUGCAGGCUGUUAUUUUUCGCAGUGGAGGAAACCAUACUUUAAAACUAUUUAUGAUUUGGAGAAAGGGCGAUACAUAAUAACUCGAAUCAAUAGGUGAUGUUAACAAUUCUAAAUUCAAAUACCCUGACUUGUCGGCUGCUGAACAGAGGAACAGAUCAAUGCACUCUUUUUGGUCGCCAUUAGUAUUCUGGGAACGCCUUAUAGUUUUCCCCUGAAGUUAAGCAAGAGUACCAUUCUUAUAGGGGUAGAUUGUUCGACCCAGAUUUUCCGGUAUAGUAUCAAGUACAUCUGCAUGCUCUGUAAAUUAUUAGUUCAUGUAAAGUAGGGCGCGCUGUAACUCUCUUGGUGCAGAUAUAAAAAACAUGGCUAGAUCAGUUGUAUGAAGUUCUGGAACCAAGCUGAGCUAUGAGCUAUGGAGUGUUAUCAAUUAUACUACUACAUUGUAAGAAGCUUUUAUGAUUUAUUUUAUAUCAUAUUCGAAUUAAUGAAA
Molecule: messenger RNA, 2329 nt
Organism: Spinacia oleracea (spinach)
Lineage: Eukaryota; Viridiplantae; Streptophyta; Magnoliopsida; Caryophyllales; Amaranthaceae
Product: probable apyrase 6
Exons: 8
Coding region: 293-1936 (547 amino acids)
Biological process (GO): nucleoside diphosphate catabolic process
Cellular component (GO): membrane
Molecular function (GO): nucleoside diphosphate phosphatase activity
Source: RefSeq, a predicted model, not a curated record